This is a messenger RNA of Aspergillus homomorphus CBS 101889, 626 nucleotides long. RefSeq lists its product as uncharacterized. Lineage: Eukaryota; Fungi; Ascomycota; Eurotiomycetes; Eurotiales; Aspergillaceae. Bases 95 to 523 code for a protein of 142 amino acids. The transcript has a single exon. The record is from RefSeq and is a predicted model, not a curated record.
CGGUCCUUCUUCAUUAAGCAGAAGCUUACAUAAAUUUUCUGUCAAUGUCGAGGGGUUGGAGUAAAUUCUUCUUGUUUCAUAGGAAAAGAGAAAAAUGAAAUGGAAAGAAUGGAGGAAAGAGAACGGCCCCGCUAUAUGGUCGGUGUUUUCUUUUCAGCGAUUUAAUAAUCUUCCCGAAGUCAUUUUUCCUUUCCACAAGUUAUGUGUCUUAUGGGAAACAUAUGAUAUGAUCUCUAUAACUUUCAUCUUCCAGGUUCUUCUUAUAUUGCCGGUGUGUAGCGAUAUAUCAGAUAUGAUGAUAUCAUAUGGGUCUCGUAGCAUCACGCUAGUCGUCUGGAUUGUUUGUCUGAAUACUAAGACAUGCUUCUCUGGCAGCGUACAAUAUCAGAAGCUGGCCAUUACCACUAGUGUAUCAACCUUUGCUGAACCAAAGAUCACUAUCGAAACGGAUUUGUAUUAUAUCAAGUCCAUCGAGCUCUCGUCUAUAAAACUCUCCAUCUUCGCCCCGGUCACAGAUCAUUAAGGGUGCACAGGAUAGCUCGUGAAAAAAAAACCAUCAGACAAAAAAUUAUUCUAGAAACACCACGUGGAGAAAAGAAGUCCACGACAGAAGAUAGAGAGGGCCA